Molecule: messenger RNA, 960 nt
Organism: Lutzomyia longipalpis
Lineage: Eukaryota; Metazoa; Arthropoda; Insecta; Diptera; Psychodidae
Product: pickpocket protein 28-like
Exons: 5
Coding region: 1-960 (319 amino acids)
Biological process (GO): sodium ion transmembrane transport
Cellular component (GO): membrane
Molecular function (GO): ligand-gated sodium channel activity
Source: RefSeq, a predicted model, not a curated record
AUGAGGAAAUUAACAGUUCAAAAGGAGAGGCCAUCGAUUGGACACCUGAAAAAGGAUACCCCGAAAAUACACCAUCAAGAUCCUUUCCCAGAAGAAGUAUUGAACUACUACUGCUCCUCUACAAGCAGUUCAGGAUUUAAAUUCCUCAUACAUGCCCCAAUGGAAACACCAAAGCUUGCUAAUUAUGGCUUUUUUGUGCCACCUGGUAAAGAGACGAGAGUAGUUGUAACACCAAAGGUCAAUGAAGCAUCAGAUUUAAUUCGUAGGGUUUCCAUUCAGCAGCGUCAAUGUGUUUUUGCAAAUGAAUGGAAUCUCUCUUACUUUCGGACUUAUACCCAAAAGAACUGCGAAAUGGAAUGCGAAUCAAAAACAAUUGCAGAACAAUGUGGCUGUAUUAUGUACUACAUGCCUAAAACUGAGGCAGAUAUUGAAAUUUGCAGUCUAAAAGAUGUCGAAUGUUAUGAGAAUAUUAAGAAUGCCAUCAAAGGUAAUGCCAGCUUUUCCUGCAGUUGCCUUCCGGCAUGUCAUGAGAUUGAGUAUGAGCGGAGAUUUUCUUCCGGUCCAUUGGGAGUUGGGAAGUUUCUUAUAAAAGAACGCUUUCUCAAUAAAUUCGCACCUGAAUUUGUGCGGGAAAAUAUUGCAGUCGUUCAUAUUUAUUUCGCUUCAAAUACCUUUCAUAGUUUCACAAAAGGAGAACUAAUUGGAUUUACAGAAUUUCUCUCUAGCACUGGAGGACUUCUAGGACUCUUUAUGGGUUUUAGCGUUGUUUCUCUCAUUGAAAUCUUUUACUAUAUCUUACUAAAACCACACUGUUUCAAGAGAAAUCAACAAAUUCACACCACUAUUCAAACAAUUAAUCCUGCUUUUACCUCCUGGAAAAGAUCAAACUCCGUAUCACCAGUUAGGAGAUUUUUCCAAAAUAGUUAUGUCGGGAAGAAUGUUUAUCCAUAUUGCGAAUAA